Lutzomyia longipalpis is the source of this 910-nucleotide messenger RNA. RefSeq names its product proteasome subunit alpha type-6-like. Bases 111 to 851 code for a protein of 246 amino acids. The record is from RefSeq and is a predicted model, not a curated record. The transcript is spliced from 3 exons. Gene Ontology annotation, biological process: ubiquitin-dependent protein catabolic process. NCBI's taxonomy places the organism in Eukaryota, Metazoa, Arthropoda, Insecta, Diptera, Psychodidae. Gene Ontology annotation, cellular component: proteasome core complex, alpha-subunit complex; proteasome core complex; nucleus.
AGCGAAGGCAGCUAACAAGAUAAGAGCAACAUAACCCAAGAUUUUAUUGUUUUCUCCUGAGCAAUUAUUUUCGGUAUUUUUGUGAAGAAACAGGAAAAUCCAAGUGAAAAAUGUCUCGCGGAAGUUCAGCAGGAUACGAUAGGCAUAUUACAAUCUUCUCUCCUGAAGGGCGAUUGUACCAAGUUGAAUAUGCAUUUAAGGCCAUUAAUCAGGAAGGAUUGACUUCUGUGGCACUCAAGGGGAAGGAUGUGGCUGUUGUGGCUACGGAGAAGAAGGUCCCGGAUAAGUUGGUUGAUCCCAAAACCAUAACUCAUCUCUACCGGAUCACGAAGAAUAUUGGAUGCGUCAUGACUGGGAGGAUUGCUGAUAGCAAGUCUCAGGUGCAGAGGGCUCGCUAUGAGGCAGCCAAUUGGCGCUAUAAAUACGAUUAUGACAUUCCGGUAGAUGUUCUGUGUCGCCGGAUUGCGGAUAUCAAUCAAGUUUACACCCAGAACGCUGAGAUGCGUCCUCUCGGGUGCAGCAUGAUUCUCAUCUCGUAUGAUGAUGAGCAGGGUCCGUGUGUUUACAAGACCGAUCCCGCUGGUUAUUACUGUGGCUACCGUGCGGUCUCUGUGGGUGUCAAGCAGACCGAGGCCAACAGCUUCCUGGAGAAGAAGUUGAAGAAGAAGACGGACUUUGGGGUGGAUGAGGCCAUUCAGCUGGCUAUUACAUGCCUCUCCACAGUCCUCACGGCGGAUUUUAAGCCGUCCGGGAUUGAAGUGGGUGUCGUAACAAAGGAUAACCCAGAAUUCAAGAUUCUCACGGAAGAUGAAAUUGAUAUCCAUUUGACGGCAAUUUCCGAGAAAGAUUAAGAUUUUUUGUACGAUUUCUUUUAUUAUGAUAAAUACAAAAUUAUUUGCCCGCCACGGUA